UCCCAUUACCCAUAAUCAUUCAAUCAAUCAAUUUCUCUCUUAUCUCCUCUUGUUUUGCCUCCCUCCAUACAAACAAACAAGAGGAGCUGUAGCAAUACUAGGCGGCCCGCGAGGAGCAAAGUUGGGACUUGGAACCUAAACAAUAUUAUACACACCAUAAUCAAACGCACCCUAUAAAAUUUGGUGUCCGCCUAACACUUUUUGGAAAAGAGCGGUGGUACAGAAAACCAAACAGAACAGAAACCGAAACCACAACCAAAAGUGAGGGAGAUGGAGAUAGAGAUGGAGAUGGAUUGAUAGUGUUGACAAGCCAGCCACUGUUGGCAGUUCAAGGAGGAGGAACAACAGAAAGUAGCAGGUUUAACUUACACACUAAACAUCAUAACACAAGACACAGACAGCCUUGUUUUUGUAGCGUUUUUGAUUCCAUCAUUUUUAAGACUGGAACCAUGGCCGAUCGCUUUAAUGCUUUUUAGGGUUUUUUAUGUUUCUUUCGGCAGAAAAAAGUUACUUGUUUUUUUGGGACAUGGAACUGAAGGAUUGAGUGUUGUAAGAAGGCGGGCAUGAGUGAUGACGUAGAUCUUCCAAGACAGGACCUUUCGCUUUGAUCGAGGGAUCACUGCAUUGUAUCUGAACGUUUAUGUACAAGCAUCGGCACAAACCCUGUUUUUUGUUUUAGUGGAAACAAAGAGAUCAGGCAGUGCAUUUAGGUGGCCGUUGGGGUCUUUUGAUGAUAAAAAUCAUGCGCGCAAUUGAAGGGCAAGAGCCUAAGUCUGGAGUUUGAGUUGAGUUUAAAGACUUUAACAGCUUGUGACAGUAUUCAUUGGACCUGUCUCUUAAAAGCAUGCCGUUUCGUCGUCUGUUUCAAGUGUUGUAUUUUCUACUCUUAUUUUUCCGCGAGUCUUCAUUUUUUAUGGAUGGCGGAUGGCGGUAGAGGUACCUGUCACUCGUACAGUGGACUUCCGUUGUAUUGUCAUACCACUUUGGCCUGAUUGAGUAGAGGCAUAUUUAGCGGGUGAAUUAUUUGAUGUAGCAAUAGGAUUUGGGGCUUCAACUUCAUCUCACGUCGUUAUGAGUUUAGUAUUAUAUUAGAGAGCAUUGCGAUUGAGUAAAUCAAGGAUGGUGCCAUCAGGAGGCCAGAAUAGUAAUAGUAAUAGCCCUAGUCCCGGCCCUAGUCCCAGUCCUAGUCCUAGUCACAGUUCUAGCCCAGUUGGUGGAGUUUUGGGAGGUGUUCCUCCUUCCCAACCUGCAUUUCCUUGCCUCGUGUCAUCACGUUCUCAGUAUAUGACGGGGAACUUGCCCUCUAUUCCUCCUGGGAACACAGGCUUCAACGGGGGAGGCAGUGCAGUUCCACAAGCAACUGCUUCUCCUUCUAAUUCUCACUUGCACCUUCAAAGAGAAAGAGGUAAUGAUUCCCCGUCUUUGGGUUUUUCUUCAUCUCCAGCUGCCUGUUCUAUUGUACGAUCCACUGCCACUGCCCUAACGCACGGCCAAUCGCAGUUGCACCAACUUACUCAAGAUCAUCAUCACCAUCAGCAGGGACAGGGACAGGGACAUCAACAACAAGGUCAGGAUGUGAUAUCUAGUGUUCAGCUUCAAGGCCAAGGCCAAAACAUAUUAGGAGCAAGAGGAUUACAACAGUUUCAAGGUCAACAUGCCACCGGAUCGGGAGGAAACCAGCAGCAGCUGAGAGGACUGACAAGUGACCUUGCAGGGCAACAACAACUGAACGCUCUACGAAGUUUGGCGUCAGUAAAGCUAGAUCAACAACACUUGCAAUCUCUCCGUAGUUUGGCAUCAGUAAAAAUAGAGCAGCAACAUCAUGGUGAUCAGUCAUUACUUGUGCAACAUCAGCAGCAGCAACAGCAACAGCAACACCAGCUUUUGCAGCUUUCCCGUCAACCAUCUCAACAGUUGCAGCAACUUCAAGCGUCUCAAAUGAAUCUAUUACAACAACAACAGCGUCUAUUACAGCAGCAGCAGAUUUUACAUACACUUCCACAGCAAAGAUCUCAAUUACAGCAAAAACCUUUACACCAAUUUCAGCCACAAAAUUUGCAAGCUGGAGUCCCUGCGAAGCUACCAGCAUACGAAUCUGGAAUGUGUGCCCGUCGAUUGACGCAGUAUAUGCUUCAUCAGCAACAUCGGCCCGCGGACAACAACAUCGAUUUCUGGCGAAAAUAUGUUUCUGAGUAUUUUGGUCCACAUGCCAAGAAGAGAUGGUGUGUUUCACUGUAUGGAUACGGUCGCCAAACUACUGGUGUUUUCCCUCAGGAUGUGUGGCAUUGUGAAAUUUGUGGUACUAAACCUGGCCGAGGCUUUGAAACUACGGUAGAGGUUUUACCCAGGCUUUGUAAAAUCAAAUAUGAUAGUGGAACAUUGGAAGAACUUUUGUAUGUAGACAUGCCCCGUGAAUAUCAAAUUGCCUCGGGUCACAUUGUCUUAGAAUAUGGCAAAGCAAUACAGGAAAGUGUAUUUGAGCAACUCCGUGUUGUACGUGAUGGUCAGCUUCGGAUUGUUUUUUCGUCUGACAUGAAGAUAUGUUCCUGGGAGUUCUGUGCAAGGAGCCAUGAGGAGCUUAUUCCUCGAAGGUUGUUGAUUCCGCAGUUAUCUCAAUUUGGUGCGAUUGCACAGAAAUACCAAGCUUCAGCCCAGAAUGGAACAACUAAUCUUUCAUCGCAGGAUUUACAAUCAAAUUGUAGCAUGUUUGUGGCAACUGCUCGUCAACUUGCUAAAGCAUUGGAGGUCCCCUUAGUGAAUGAUUUGGGGUAUACGAAAAGAUAUGUUCGAUGUCUUCAGAUAUCAGAGGUAGUUAACAGCAUGAAGGAUCUAAUUGACUUUAGCCGUGAAAAUAGAACCGGGCCUAUUGAAAGCUUGAACAGCUUUCCUCGUCGGGCACAGAGUUCUGUUGAGAUUCAAAACCAGACAGCACAGCAACAAGAAGAUAGUGUGUUGGGGACUCUUAGCAGUGAACAGAGUGCAGUUCAGGCUUCUACCAUGCAGCCUGCCACAAGUAAUGUUAUUAACAAUGUAAAUAAUUCAGUCAACAUGUCAUUUCACACAAACUCAACGAGCAGCAUAGCAGGGCCUCCCCACCAAAACUCAACAAGCUCCAGGCUGGGUAGUCUCUUGACCACGGUCACAAGUUCUUUUGCAAGCACUGUUGAGGUUCCAUCAAAUUCUUUGCAGCAAUCACAUGUGAGCCCUGUUUCAUCUUUUCCUAAAUCGUUGCCACUUGGUUCAAAUCCUCUACAAGCUUCUUCUUCUGCUGUUCAACCAACCACAUCCGUUCAAUUUGGCCCUCUUAAUGCUAAUGCUAAUGUUCUGCAACAGCAUUCUUCGCAAACUACAGAGCUUCAUCAGAGUGACUCAGAAAGUUGUGUUCAGCACAUCAUACAGGAGAUGAUGAUGUCAUCUCAAUUAAGUGGAGGAGCCCCUUUGCAACCAGGUGUUAGGGGGUCUAGCAUUGGAGGCAAUCCAAGUGUAAAUAUGGGAAUAAGCAACUCAAUGUGUGAGAUGAAGAGUUUGAAUGGAAUGAUCCCAAUAGGUAAUGGUUCUGCAACUCUUAAAGGUGCAAAUGGCGCAGUUGGAAACCGUUUUUCUAGCAACACAAAUGCUGACACAAACAGCAUGGGAGGAAUCGGCUCAAUGCCUGGCUCAACAAAUAAUAUGAUGUCCAUGGGCAACAACAUGACUAUGACUAAUAACACAAUGACAUUGAAUGGAAGGGUCAACUUAAGUUCCAUACCUCAAAAUCUCAUAAUACAAGAUUCUAAUUUCAAUCUCCAACAGGAUUUGGGAGGGAAUAGAUUGUUGAAUAGCUUUAAUAGCUCAGGUGGCUUCAAUAACAUGCACUAUGAUUGGAAAUCUCCUUAAGAGGGGACUGAAAUUUCCACUGGAAUCUCUGCUUGUUAACAAAGGUUUGUGGGUUAUAUAGCAUUUGUAGAAAUACACAGUGCUAAUGCUUUCUGUCCUAAUCAGCAUCAGUAAAUUCAGCUCCAAUAAGCCUAGUUGGAUUCAGCAAUUUCAUGAUGGUGAGGGAUAUUUAUUCUUGGUGCCAUCAUGUUGCACUGUUCAAGGUUCAGGUUAAUUUAUUUAGGUCAACUCUUUGGCCCAAGAUAGAAUAUGCAUUAAUCCACUAACACCCUUACUGAGAGAAGCUUCCCAGCUUCAAAAUGAGAGUUCUUGAAAGGAGCUCCAACCCCCACUGAUAUUUUUGUAACUAUAUCAAUUGCCCAACAGGUUGGGGGUUAUGGUGCAGUUGGAAGCACCAGUUUUUGCAGUGAUAAUUUUACUUCAAAGCAAGAUAGUUUAUACUUCCUAUUCUUGACAAAUGUUGUCAUCUAGAACGGACUCUAUAUGAAAGCACUACUAGUUUUGUAAUUUAUUCAAAAUUCAUUGCUGACUUCACCUUUAACAGAACUUUCCUGCUCGUUUUUUCAUAAGCUUUUUAAGAAAAGGCUUAUAUUUCAUGAAGUUCAUUCAGUUGCAGGUGUAAUGUUCUUUUGAAUUUGGGCAGUUGAGCCUGUAUGAGGAAAAACUUCAUCCA
Messenger RNA from Cryptomeria japonica (Japanese cedar), 4549 nucleotides. Its product is annotated as transcriptional corepressor SEUSS. The record is from RefSeq and is a predicted model, not a curated record. The coding region runs from base 1120 to 3876 and encodes 918 amino acids. Lineage: Eukaryota; Viridiplantae; Streptophyta; Pinopsida; Cupressales; Cupressaceae. The transcript has 9 exons. Gene Ontology annotation, biological process: positive regulation of transcription by RNA polymerase II; negative regulation of transcription by RNA polymerase II. Gene Ontology annotation, cellular component: transcription regulator complex; nucleus.